CUCUCUUGUGCCCUCUGCCUCGCAGACCGCCCCCGAGCCCUCGCCGGGGCGCCCGGCGCCAUCAUGGACAUCAACAUGACCCGCCCGGACAACACCACCAUCCUGAUGCUGAAGAACCCGGCCAUCGCGGUGGCGCUGCCCGUGGUGUACUCGCUGGUGGCGCUGGUGAGCAUCCCGGGCAACCUGUUCUCGCUGUGGGUGCUGUGCUGCCACAUCGGGCCGCGGUCGCCCUCCAUCAUCUUCAUGAUCAACCUGAGCGUCACGGACCUCAUGCUGGCGGCCGCCCUGCCCUUCCAGAUCGCCUACCACUGCAACGGCCACCACUGGGUGUUCGGCCCGCGCCUGUGCACCGUCGUCACGCUGGUCUUCUACUCCAACAUGUACUCGUCCAUCCUCACCAUGACCUGCAUCAGCGUGGACCGCUUCCUGGGCGUGGUCUACCCGCUGGCCUCCGCGCCCUGGCGGCGCCGGCGCUACGCCGUGCUCACCUGCCUGGGCAUGUGGGCGCUGCUGCUGGGCGCGCUGUCCCCGCUGGCGCGCACCGACCUCACCUACGCCGUGGAGGAGCUGGGCAUCGUCACCUGCUUCGACGUCCUCAAGUCCACCAUGCUGCCCAGCGUGGCCAUGUGGGCCAUCUUCCUCUUCACGCUGUUCAUCGUCCUCUUCCUCGUGCCCUUCCUGGUCACCGUGGCGUGCUACACGGCCACCAUCCUGAAGCUGCUGCGCACGCCCGACCCCCAGGGCCAGGCGCAGCGGCGGCGCGCCGUGGGGCUGGCGGCCGUGGUGCUGCUGGCCUUCGUCACCUGCUUCGCGCCCAACAACUUCGUGCUGCUGGCGCACAUGGUGGGCCGCCUGUUCCUGGGCACCAGCUACUACCACGUCUACAAGCUCACGCUGUGCCUCAGCUGCCUCAACAACUGCCUGGACCCCUUCGUCUACUACUUCGCCUCCAAGGAGUUCCAGCUGCGCCUGCGCGGCUACCUGCGCUCCGGCCCGCCGCCGCCCUGCCCCGCCGACGCGCGCCGCGACAGCCUCUUCUCCGCCCGGACGCUGUCCACGGGCGCCGCCGACGGGCCCGACGCCGCCGCCCGGCCCUUCCUGCAGCGACAGGAGAGCGUGUUCUGAGCCGCGCAACCGGGGGUGGCGCGGCGGGGAGGCCCGCGUCUUGCUUCCUGGGGCUGCUGCCUCCAUCGCGAAGGCACG
Molecule: messenger RNA, 1203 nt
Organism: Phyllostomus discolor (pale spear-nosed bat)
Lineage: Eukaryota; Metazoa; Chordata; Mammalia; Chiroptera; Phyllostomidae
Gene: P2RY8
Product: P2Y receptor family member 8
Exons: 1
Coding region: 64-1125 (353 amino acids)
Biological process (GO): positive regulation of Rho protein signal transduction; phospholipase C-activating G protein-coupled receptor signaling pathway
Cellular component (GO): membrane
Molecular function (GO): G protein-coupled purinergic nucleotide receptor activity
Source: RefSeq, a predicted model, not a curated record